AUGAACCCGCAGAUGAACCCAAACUUCAACCAAGGGUUCAAUCACCAAAUGAACCCUCAGGUCCGAGCUGCUGGGGCUAGGAAUCCUCAAAUGAACUUCAACCAGCGUCCAGCACAUUUUCCGAACAUCAGAACGGGCUUCCCCUCGACCGGUUAUCCGAAUACCGGUUUUCCGGCUCACAAUCAGCAGGGCUUUCCUGGCCAGCCCAACAACUCGAUGGGCUACAAUCCGAACCAGUACCACGACCCGUCGCAAGGUAUGGGCAAUCCUCAGAACAUGAUGAACCCGGCGAUGCAGAAUCAAGCUAAUCAGCAUAGCUGGAAUCAACAAGCUCAUAUGCAAGGGCAGCAGCCUCAAAUUCAGCAAAUGAAUAGCAACCAGCCGCAAGUGUCGCAAGCGAUGAGCCAGCCGCACAGAAUGAGUGGUAACUUUGAGCAAAGUAAUAUGGCGGCUCAGAAUCAGAACCAAAUGGUGAACCAGCAGCAGGUGCCGACGAGCGUCCAAAAUGUCCAAAACCAGGCGCCAAUUCCACAGCCACCUCCGCAGGAGCCAUCCCCGCCACCCAACCGCCCCAGGAACAUUUUCGAUGAGCUACUCGAGAGCUCCGAAGAUAUCUUCGCGCGGCUCAUCGCCAAGGAAGAAAUGAUUGGAUGCUGCGACAAAGACGAGAUUCACGUGGGUGUCGAGCACUCGGUCAACAAAUUCAUUCAGAAAGCCCAGGUCGUCGAAUUAUUCUUUAAUCAGAGAAUUGCAAAGCAAACGCGCGUUUGCCAGCAAGAUGUUUUGAUGGAAGAAAUAAAAGACUUGAAAGCUGAAAUUCACAGAAAACAAAACUGGAUAGAAGGCAUUUACGCAAAAGCGGAGAGAUGGCACGACACAACGUCUUUCGCUGACAACUCAAAGAAACCGGAUGUUGGGAAGGACGGAAUACACGCACUUGAAAGCAUGUCACCGGCAAGCUAUCGGAAGAAAUAG
This is a messenger RNA of Oikopleura dioica, 975 nucleotides long. Lineage: Eukaryota; Metazoa; Chordata; Appendicularia; Copelata; Oikopleuridae. The record is from the annotation of a GenBank genome assembly.